Molecule: messenger RNA, 1930 nt
Organism: Aspergillus ruber CBS 135680
Lineage: Eukaryota; Fungi; Ascomycota; Eurotiomycetes; Eurotiales; Aspergillaceae
Gene: cps1
Product: Gly-Xaa carboxypeptidase
Exons: 3
Coding region: 8-1690 (560 amino acids)
Cellular component (GO): fungal-type vacuole lumen
Molecular function (GO): metallocarboxypeptidase activity
Source: RefSeq, a predicted model, not a curated record
CAUCAAAAUGCGGCCCCUCUUAGUCAUCCUUCUCCCCACCGCCUUGGCCCUGCCUUCAUUUCCCUUUUCGGCCUCGGUUCAACGGCCUCUGCCUCUCCAGGCGACCACCUCCGAGAUAUCAUGUCCUCUUGCGCCAAAAAUAGACCCGGGUAGCGACGGGUUUCUAUCCUCGCUGCACUUUAUCCAAGACAAUGAGAUUCGGGAGCGACAGAUUGAGCGGCUCUCGCGUGCGGUGCGGGUCGAUACAAGUGUGGGCGAUUCGGUGACGGAUCCUGACGAUGAGGGGUUUGCGCCAUUCGUAACCUUUCAAGACCUUCUCCGUGAACUAUUCCCGUUGGUCCACUCCACCGCCCAACUGGAUCACAUAAACACCCACGCCCUCCUAUACACCCUCCCCGGCGCCUCCCCACACCUCCAACCGAUCCUCUUCCUCGCCCACCAAGACGUCGUUCCCAUCGACGACCCAACCGACUGGACAUACCCGCCCUUCUCCGGCCACUACGACGGAACCUACAUCUGGGGCCGCGGCGCCAGCGACUGCAAAAAUACGCUCAUCGGCCUCCUCUCCGCCUUCGAAGAUCUGCUCGCUCAAGGCUUUAGGCCAUCACGCACAGUUAUCUUUUCGUUUGGGUUCGAUGAGGAGUCGCACGGUUUCCUAGGCGCGGGGCAUUUAGCUCCCGAGCUGGAGAAGCGGUAUGGAAAGGAUAGUAUCGCGUUAAUCCUGGACGAGGGCGGAAACGGAGUACAAGUCCUCCCCGAUGACGAAGACGUUGUCUACGCGCUCCCUGCAGUCGGCGAGAAGGGUUCUCUCGAUCUCGUCCUUGAACUCGCCGUGCCCGGCGGCCAUAGUUCCAUCCCGCCCGCGCACACGGGAAUCGGAAUCAUAGCGGAUAUCAUUCAUACACUCGAACGCCAGGACUUGUUCAUCCCCGAGCUAAACGAGGACCAUCCUACACGGAAGACAUUGGAAUGCCAGGUCAUGCAUUCGCCGGAACACAUCGAGUCGUGGCUGGGACAUGCACUAUCGACAAAAGAUUACCGCAGCCUAGCUGAGAAACUAGGCGCGUCGCGCGGUGACAAUUUCCGCGUCACCCUGCAAACAACCCAAGCAACAGACAUCAUUCGCGGCGGUGUGAAAUCCAACGCGUUGCCGGAGAAAAUCUCCGCUGUGAUCAACUACCGUGUCGCGCUGCAUCAGACACCAGACACUGUUAUUUCUCGCGCGGUUGAUCUUAUUUCCCCGAUUGUCGAAAGAUACAAUCUCUCGUUCUCGCAUCCGUACUCGUCUGACGGAGGCGAAGAAACGAUCAACCAUCUCACGCUCAGGCCGCUUUCGUCCCCGCUCGUCCCCGCGCCGCUUAGUCCGACGGAUGUGUCCGCGGACCAGAUUUGGGCUCGGUUCUCGGGUGUUGCGCGCGCGGUGUUUGAGUCGGUUCCUGCUCUUAAGGGAAAGAAGGUUGUUGUCAGUGGGGAUGUGAUGACUGGGAACACGGAUACGCGGUUCUACUGGAAUCUGUCACGGAAUAUUUACCGCUGGAAUCCUAGUCGUGAGAGGUUCCUCAACAAUAUUCACACUGUUGAUGAGAAACAGUCCAUCGAUACUCAUCUUGAGGGUAUGAUGAUGUAUUACGAUUUGAUUCGCGCUUUCGACCAAUGGGACGAAACGGAUGAAUUUGCUCACGAACUGUGAUUGACUUUAUGAUACACGGACUCCAUGAUGAUAAACAAAUACUUGUAUAGCAACAGCCGUUCAAUCCUAUAUAUAACGACCCAUAUGGUCUUAACAAUGACCGUAAGGAUAACAUCCAACAAUAUUACACGAAUCUUACCACGUCUCCACACGCAAAGGAUAUCAUAACCAUAACCUAAUUCAAAAUUAACAAUGCAAAUGAGCCACCCAUGACGGGUCUAGCAAUAAAGGUGAUUCCGG